Messenger RNA from Amoebophrya sp. A120, 5544 nucleotides. Lineage: Eukaryota; Dinophyceae; Syndiniales; Amoebophryaceae. The record is from the annotation of a GenBank genome assembly.
ACGCAUGUAAACCAUAAUUCGCGAGGUUACUAAAAACCAACCAUCCACGACGCACGUUCAAUAUCGACUAUAGAAUGAAGAUUCCCUGCUCAAAUAAGAAAGGCUUUUAUUUCUCUUCGAAAACAAGAGCAGGCGGCUGAGCUACAGAAUGUCUUUGCCACCUCCAAACGACUUCGCAUUCGCUUGGCCGCAAAACGAGCCCGCUCCAGAGGAGCCUCUGCCCGGGGAGAGGAGCGCCGCUGUUGACAGUAGUAACAAAGAUGGUCCUCGUCCGCCGGCACUUGUUGCCGCCACUUCUGCUACGACUCCUACGACUUCCCCAUCAAAAACUGUUACAACAAAAGACGAAAACCAAACGACAAUCGACGAUAAACCUGUAACUGCAAAGAACCCGCCACCCGGGCUGAGCCUUCCUUCUCCGGAUCAUAAAGAGGAAGCAUUUGAUGUUUUUUUCACCACGACCGACGUGGUCAACGUGAAUAAAGAAAACGACGGGACGAGUAUCGCAAGAAAAAAGUGUUACAGUUACACAUUGUCAUGCAAGACUGGCAACAGAGACAACCUUUCUCAUGCAGGAAAUGCUUCGGAGCUUCGUUGCUUUCCUGUUUUCCCUUGUAAUCUUCGCAUUACAAGUUUGCUCUACCACACAGAGAAAAUUUGUGAUGCAGAAACUCCAACAAGUGUGUAACUGUAACACUUUUUUCUCGGGAUAGGGAGCAGCUCAACUUCUAGCCGCGCAGAAGGAGAGAAGAGACAGCCUUUUGCGUUGGAGGAAAAUAAAAAAUCUCAAGAAAAUUACAACUACGACCUCCUUGUUGGAGGUGAUUCGUCCGGAACUGUUGCAGCAACUUCGAAAGCUGCGUCGAAAAAGCAGCGCAACCGCAACAGACAUAAGAAGAGGAGCGAAAGUAGUGGAUUUUUAGAUGAACAGAUGCAGCAGCAGCAGCAGCAGCAGCCGACUUUGCUCGAGCACCAGUCUCCGGUCGUCGGGGAAGUUGGACGUCUUUCAGGUGGAAUUAUUAACGCGGGUCUGGAACAAUUACAAUACGAACAACUACAGCUCCAGACGCAACAUGAGUCGCAACCUGUCAACAUCAUGCCGGACAACAUCAAUAAAGCUUGUCAACAUGAUAAUCUUCAUGCUCCUGACGGUAGUGCAAGUACAAGUGCUUCUACUGCUCCGAUAAUUUUUCCUCCACAGCAGCUAGUACCGCUACCGGGGAAAAAGAACAGACACCGUGGCAUAUUGUGAGUAAAAACGUCCCGACCCCAGAGUCAAGGUGGAGAAUCUGCUACACCUGAUUGUUUCGCAUGGCAAAUUUGUCCUCGUAUUGUAAUCCUGCUUAGCUAGUAAAGCAGCGUCACAGAUCUAGCGCAUCGCGCUGAUUAUAGCAUCACAAAUCCCAAAACGCGACAAGAGAAAGCUAGUAGUGUGGCUUCGCAUGAGAGACUUUUUUGGCAUGCGGAUUUGCAUGACAGUUCUGGGGUGGGGACGUUUUUACUCAGGAUACGGCAAGAAAAAGAAGAAGGACGAUGCGGACCUAAUCGCCGCGCACUUUGAACGGGCUUGCGCCGCCCAGAUGCGCGCGGCAGCGGCCGCGGCAGCCGCGAUAGCAACGCCGUCCGUUGCUGGUUUCGUGAUUACUGGGAAAAACAAGAAGAAGAGGAAAAAAACCGCUCCGCCUACUGAUGCGGAGCGGCGAGUAGAAGAACAGGAGAACAUAACUUCUAGUGCCAGCACAGGAACAACUCCUAGUAAAAAUGUGACUACUGUUCCUGCUGCAGCUAGUACCGGAUCCGGAACGAAGAAAAGCAAGAAAAAGAAGACAAAUUCAACAGGGUUGUUGAGCGAACAAGAAGCUGGUCGUGAUGCUUCUAGUUCUGUUGGCGGUGGAGAACAGCUAAAACUACAAGCCGGCGCUGGUAGAAGUGUAGCUAAUGCAGAUGAAAAGUCUUCUACUUCUUCCACGGCAGUAGGCAUAGAGCCGGUAAUUGUAUCGAAACAAGAUUUAUUGGACCAACAAGAACCAGAUAAAGAACAACCGCAGGGAACAACAUCAUCGCCCUCUAAAACUAAAACCACUGGCAAGCAGAAUCCGAAUAAGCGUUUCCGCGGGAAGGCACACGGGACGUACAGGCCACGGACGAUGAGAAACAACUUCUAUUUCGACGAUAACGGUGCGGGAACAUCAAUCGCUGCGAUGGCCGAUUGCUACGCCGGUGCGGUAACUGCCAUGGACUAUUCUUUCUACAACUUCUGGCCGCAUCAAAGUACAACUACUAGUAGUGCCUCGUCUAGUACUUUUACUUCGGCUGCACAGGAGGUGGACAGUUCUACUUGGGACCACAGUACUACUACUUCUGCGCACGACCUGGGGAUGAACCCACUAACCCAGCUGCCGCACGUGGUUCCGACGGCAGACGGCCGGGUGCUGCCGAUUUGCUACUAUAAUCCGUUGGAUAACAUCACGUAUCAGUAUGCGCCGACCCUGCUGCUGCAGCACCCGUACUACGGACUGAUGGGCGCGGCGGCUACAGGUUCUAGUUCUACCGGCAACACGACAAAUGCAACAACGUCAUCAUCCGCUAGUACCUCCUCGUCUACUGCUUUCAACAAGAAGACCACGAGCCCAGCACUUCAACCUGCGGGACACACGAAAACAGCCACAGAUGCUGCUGCCUCCGUGCCUUCUGGUGGCAAGAAGGGUACUAAUUCUGGUGGGAACAGUAGUAAAGACGCGGCAGAUCAUAGUGAUAGUACUAGUUUAGUGCGGAGUUCCUCUGCCAAUUCCACCACUUCAAAAAUUUCGACGACAGGACCGCCAGUCGCGCAGCAACAAGAGAGCAGCAACAGCAAGACGAGUUCUCCUGGUACGACCGGAUCUAGUACUUCUGUCCAGCCAUGUCGAAAAAGAACAUCAGGUGUAGUUCGUGGUGGUGGGAACAAUUACUACCAACAAGCGAAUUACUGGCUGAGUGAUUCUUUCAUCUCGGCUGGAGCAGGAGCGGCUGGUGGUGCACCGGCUGUUUUUACGACCGAAAUGGAGCCCGGUAAUUCCCAUCAGGCGCAGGAUAUUAAUUCUCAUGAAAUGUUGGUCAUCCCACCUCACGACCACGAGCAGCAGGGUCUGUUGAAAAUAGAUCCCUACUCGAUGUUGUUGAGCGACGGUGUCUAUGAAGUGCAAAAGUAUCGUACUCGUAUAAAUGCAUGACAAAUUCCCUCAGCGUGAGAAAUGAAAUUUGUAAUGCGGAUUUGCCUUGAGAAAAAAACUUGUAAUGCAUGAUUGCAAUUACUACGAGUGCGAUACUUUUGCACAGGAUAGUGUCACCACUUUUCCGCUGCAGGAGUACUACUUUCACGACCCGCAGUAUGGAGAGAAAAAAGUUUGUCACAGUCACCAACUUGGAGGUUUUGCAUUACAAAUUUUUUUUAGCAUCUUCACAGCUUUUAUUCCUUGUAUUGCAGAACCACUAAGGGAAAUCCCGCAUGCAGUUUGGCUGUGAUGCAUGUUUACGCAUGACAGGCGUCUUUUGUAUUGCAAAAAUGCCCAUGAGUGAUCGUGACGAAGUUUUUUUUUUUGAUACGCAGAUGAUGCUUUUCGAGACCCCCUGCUACGAGAACAACGGCAUCCAAGCCUACCCGCCCCCGAGUAGGAACAUGAAACAUCCCGCAUCUACUAGUACCACUGCAAGAACCGCGAUUAAAAGUUCUACGGCCAAGAAGCAGCGACAAGAAUCACGGGCGACAAGAACAAAAUUAAGCAGUUCUAGUACUGUCCCGCUGAAUCCCGCUGCUCCGGCUUUCCACCCGGCUAGUGCUUGUCUCUCGACGUCGGUCGUGUCACAACCCAAAUCGCCGGCGGGGUCGGUGGAAUUGGUUGCCGGCGAGGUCGUAUCUUUGAGUACUUCUAAGGGGAAGAACAGGAACACCAGUUGUACUAAUUCCAGCUCGGAGGGGAAGAAGAUACACACCGUGGUAAACAAAUCCUACGCGUCUGUAGUUGCGGCGAGCAGGCACGUUGCUGGGAAGGCGAGGAAGCCGCAAGAACAGAGAAGUGCCACCACCUCGACUAUAAAGCGGAAGGCCCCAGGGGGCGGUCGUGCACCAACCGUACUACAGGAAUCAUCUGCGAAGCCUGCGAAGAUUGGAGGCAGUGCAAUUGAUAUGUCGCAGGUGAAAACAACUACAUCUCUUUCAACUUCUGAAGUAGGCAAUAAAGCAGCUAGUAGUAGUCCUCCGGGUGGUGCACCAGCGGCCACGAACAGGAUGAACAUAAAGUCGUAUGCCACCGUGCUGAAAACAGGAGGAGUGACCGGGUCUCCUUCUGCAGUUAAUAUUUCUGUUGCACAAAAUCAAAAUAAAACCACAGCUCCUGUGUCAGUCUCAGUCAGCAAAACACGCUACGCGGUAAAGAGUACCAGUAGUACGCCGGUCGACGACGUUGACGAGGUGUCAACCAGUAUCAGUAUCUCCAGUCCCGCGUGUCGGGGGGAUCAUCAUGCGAGUAGUUGCUCUGUAGUCGAAGCUGCUGAACUACAAAACGAUCAUGAUCUUGGCACGAGGAGGACAACUGCUGCUCUCCACAUAGUCCCUAAAAAUGACAAGACUUCUACAUCUACACCAGAUGAAACACCAGCAACAGAAAAAACUACACCACCAACGCUUGCGGAAGAAGAAGAAGAAGAGCCAGCAGGAAACAGUGUGACGGACCAUUUGGCGAAGAGUAAGAAAAACAGCAAGGAAAUAGCGAAACGGCCUCCCGGAGAGCAGUUUCAGUGAUGAGUUAAAAAGCUAAAAUGAAUUAUCGGAGGGGCCGGGACUAUACCUCGCACUGUUAGGACUAGUGGUGCAUCUACUUCCGGUGCGCCGGUAUAGUGGUUUUGUUUUUGGGAAGAGUAGACUCGUCUACCUCUUGUUCCCUGUAGCAAGAUUGAUUUUCGACUGUCAAUUUUUCCAAGCGUAGUUCGUGGAGAUCAACAACGAACUCUGUGAGAGCUCCGUGAGAAGUAGACUGCUUUAUGUACUAGCGCCGUGGUUCUUCCAGAAGUGUGGCUGGAACAAUAGAAUUUGGCAACGACAGUAAAGAAGGAAAUGCAGCGCAGAAACCAUCAAAAUUUUCAACCAAGUCGCGAACCGGAAUCAUGGCUAAAGACAUCAAGUGCUAUGUAUCGGCAAGGAUUCUUGUAGAGAGAAGAUAACUAGAACUAGUAGACAAAGGUCCUAUAUAAACGUCUAACGUCUUUUUUGAAAAAGGGUCCUGCUGCUCCCCGCUCUGGAGCAGCCAUCGCGCACGACAUUUUCUAUUCUAACGAAGGAUUACUUUUACAGCCAAAGGUAGCUAGUUCACAGAAAAAAAUUUUGCAUAGAAGUUCAGGCGAAAGAGAAAAAUGUGCGAAAUAUAGAAGGUGCGACGACGCAAGAGACUGCGACUUGUGUUGAUUAUAAUUGUGUACAAAAAAGCAUCAAAGCGAUCCACACGGUGAAGUGAUUUUUUCUUUCUGCUUGACUGCUUCGGGGCACUGCUGUGCAGGUUUCUCUUGAAG